GUUAGGUACAUCAUCAGCCCGAGCAAUCAACCCCCCAGAACCCGGACGUCGGCAAGACGCAGCUUCACACCCAUAAAACCCUCAAACAAGCUGCAAUACCAGCCGGUUCACAUCAUCUCCCCACCUUCACAACAUGCCCCCAACAACGACCCGCCCCCCCUUCUCCUCCCUCCCUCUCGACAAGAACGGCCCUCCAGGAAAUGCCUGGGGUCUCUACGGCCCCAACGACGAACUCGGCGCCCUAAAUCUCCUCACCCCCGCCAUCGUCAAGCUCGCCGCGCAAGAAAUACAGCUCGGUGAGCGCGUCUCCCUGGAUUGGUACCUCAACCUACCGACCUACCCCUCCUUCAAUCGCCCCGGCUUUAAAUGGAGGCUCCACAGCAAAGCACCGCGGACCGUCAACGAUGACUUCAUCGACAUCAACACGCAGAGCAGCAGCCAGUGGGACGGCUUCCGGCACUAUGGGUACCAGAAGGCGAAGCAGUUCUAUGGGGGUAGGGCGCAGGCAGAGAUUGAAGGGAGUGAUGUUAUUGGGAUUGAUCGGUGGGUGGAGGCUGGCGGAAUUACGACCAGGGCGGUGAUUCUGGAUUACCCAAGGUAUCUGGAGAAGAAAGGACAGGAGAAGGUGAAUGCGCUGCAGCCGAGGAGUAUCUCGGCGGACACGCUGAGGGAUAUGUUGAAAGAAACGGGCGUGCAGACUAGGGAGGGCGAUAUGUUGCUGCUAAGGACAGGGUUCACGAGGGAUUACGAGGCGUUGAGUGAUGAGGACCGGAAGGCGCAGGCCGCGAAGCCGACAGCGGAGUUUUUGGGCGUGGAGAGUAGCAAGGACGUCUUGCAGUGGAUAUGGGAGUCGGGAUUCGUAGCCGUUGCAGGCGAUGCACCAUCGUUCGAGAUGUCGCCGCUCGUCGGGAAGCACAACGAGCCAGGCGGGAUCUGGAAGGGAGAGGCGUGGGAGGAGGAGAUGCAAGGAGGGGGGCUGAUUCAUCAGUGGUGUUUGGCUGGAUGGGGUGUUACCAUAGGGGAAAUGUUCGACCUGGAGAGACUUUGCGAGAAGGCGGAUUCGCUCGGGAGAUACACUUGCUUUGUGUCCAGCGUGCCGCUGAAGAUUCCUGGAGGUGUAGCAAGUCCGCCGAAUGCUGUGGCGAUAUUCUGAUGGGUGAAUGUCUGUGCCUCACAUAUUGACA
Molecule: messenger RNA, 1184 nt
Organism: Paraphaeosphaeria sporulosa
Lineage: Eukaryota; Fungi; Ascomycota; Dothideomycetes; Pleosporales; Didymosphaeriaceae
Exons: 4
Coding region: 134-1153 (339 amino acids)
Molecular function (GO): arylformamidase activity
Source: RefSeq, a predicted model, not a curated record